Huiozyma naganishii CBS 8797 is the source of this 1239-nucleotide messenger RNA. RefSeq names its product protein-arginine N5-methyltransferase (gene RMT2). The coding region runs from base 1 to 1239 and encodes 412 amino acids. Gene Ontology annotation, cellular component: cytoplasm; nucleus. Gene Ontology annotation, molecular function: protein arginine N5-methyltransferase activity. The record is from RefSeq and is a predicted model, not a curated record. The transcript has a single exon. Gene Ontology annotation, biological process: peptidyl-arginine methylation. NCBI's taxonomy places the organism in Eukaryota, Fungi, Ascomycota, Saccharomycetes, Saccharomycetales, Saccharomycetaceae.
AUGUCUGAGUUGCACAGUUUGCUGGGGUUUUCCGAAAGACCGGUCACGCGGGAGCGGUACGUCGAGACGCUGCGGGCGUACCUGCGUGCUGGCGUUCCCGCGACGUACACGCUGGAGCAGGUCGCUGCGUUUGAGAAGGAUGGGGAUCAAGGCGAGGUUACUGCUGAGGACUCGAGCACGACGCCACUGCAUGUGUUGGCGCGGUCGCUGCCCCGGGAUCUGACCGAGGCGGAGAGGGCCGUCGUGCUCGAGCUUAUGGACAUGCUGUUCGAGUACGGUGCCGGGUGGAACUUCCUCGACUACGAGGGGAAGACCGUCGGGGACCUGCUGCUGGAGAGCGGGGAGGACUCGGAGACGGGUCCAUUGUACCGUAGGCUCGUAGAGGCUGGAGUGAGCGCGGAACUGCUGCUCAGGAAGCUGAACGGCGGGGAGAUUGAGUUUUUGGAGGACGAUGACGAGAGGGACCCGCAAGAGUGUGAGUCUGUGGAAAGGCCCGCUGAUGAGGGUCCCGUGGACCCUCCCGUGGACCCUCCCGUGGACCCUCCCGUGGACCCUCCUGUGGAUGGUCCCGCCGCAGACCAAGACACCUACUUGAAGACCACGCUCGAGUACACGGACGAUGCUCUGCUAACGCAGGGAGACAAACACGGUGUGAUGAUGGAGUGGGAGACAGAAAUCAUGAAACUCGCUGCUGACACACUUUUCUCCUCUGUGGAAGACGACGCACCCAUUGUCCUGAACAUUGGCUUUGGUAUGGGUAUCAUCGACGGGUUCAUCCAGCAGAAAACCCCAAAGAAACACUACAUCUGCGAGGCUCACCCAGACGUCCUGGCCAAAUUGAGGGAAGACGGGUGGUACGAGAAACCAAACGUUGUGAUCCUCGAGGGGAGAUGGCAAGAUACUUUGAACAAACUUCUCGACGACGGCGAAGUGUUCUUCGACGGUAUCUACUACGACACAUUCAGCGAACACUACAAGGAUAUGCUAGACCUUUACGACGUCGUCGUCGGGCUUAUCAAACCCACGGGCGUGUUCUCCUUCUUCAACGGGCUCGGCGCGGACAGACAGAUUUGCUACGACGUGUACAAAGCCAUCGUGGAACUGGACGUCAACAACUACGGCAUGAAGUGCGAGUACAAGAAAAUCGAUAUCACGAAGAUCCUACCCGACUGGAAGAACGUCAAGAGGUCCUACUACAACGUGAACUACUACUACCAUCCAAGGAUCUCGUUCCUGUGA